Messenger RNA from Danaus plexippus (monarch butterfly), 2666 nucleotides. RefSeq names its product ubiquitin carboxyl-terminal hydrolase CYLD (gene CYLD). Gene Ontology annotation, molecular function: cysteine-type deubiquitinase activity; K63-linked deubiquitinase activity. Lineage: Eukaryota; Metazoa; Arthropoda; Insecta; Lepidoptera; Nymphalidae. Gene Ontology annotation, cellular component: cytosol. The record is from RefSeq and is a predicted model, not a curated record. The coding region runs from base 200 to 2062 and encodes 620 amino acids. Gene Ontology annotation, biological process: protein K63-linked deubiquitination. The transcript is spliced from 12 exons.
UCACUUUGUCAGCUGUCGUCUGUCAAAAAGAUGCAAUUGAUUAAUUUAUCAAAAUAUUAUUGUUGUAUGAACGAUUUGUAUUUUUCAUAAAUGUGCUAUUACUAAAUAUACAAAAUAUCAACUCUACCAUUAUAGUGAGGAAUUUCUUUUGUUUUUAUUGAAGGCAAUAAUAUAGAUAUAUCAUAUAAUUGGCAGAAGAAUGAGUCAUGAGGUUCAUCAUGAGGAGAACGAAAAUGCAAGCAGCAGUACUUCACAGCUUGAAUUAUUCAACCUCAUUGGAGGGAGUUGGCCACCGGCUCCAAGGGAACCUGAGCGUUUAGAGUAUGGGUCAGUGCCCCGUGGUGCGAGACGAACUAUGCAGCACUCGGGACACAAUGAAAGGAUCAAGUCUGUAAACCUGAUUAAUCACCUGGCACCGGAAAAGAGAAAAAUAAGACAAAAUACGUCAAACAGACCUGGGAUCAGUGAGGAGUCUGUACAAAGUAACAAAAUGGUGAACGAAACUAAAAAGGUUGAGACUGGAGUCUUAAUUGAUGUCUGCGGUGGCGAUGUCAACGAAGAGUUUUAUGACUCUCCGUCGUUGGGAUCCCCGCGUGCUGUUAAUUUGGAGGCUUCGAGUCAGUCCCCGCCUGUUUUAGAUGACAUCGGAGUGGGUUCUCUGGUCGAAGUAGCGACUGACGUUGAUCAAAACUACUACGGAGUUGUGAGAUGGAUCGGACUCAUUGAUGACAUAGCGACAGCCGGCGUGGAGUUGGAGCAGAGCGUGUGUGGUCUCGGUGACGGCCUGCACCGCGGGUCACGUGUUUUCACGUGCGCCUCUGGACGGGCGCUGUUCGUGCCCCUUCCUCUGUGCAGGAGAGACGCACGGUUCACGGACACGCCGCCACCGGAGACCCACCACACUGAGAUCGGAGAACAGCCAGAGUGUCCCGUGGUGACCGGUGUAGUUCCCCCGCUGACUUCGCUGGGUGACCUGGCGGGGAAGAACCGCGGUAUCCAGGGACAUCACAAUUCAUGUUACUUGGACGCCACGUUAUUCGCGAUGUUCACUUUCACCAGCGUCUUUGAUGCCUUGCUCUAUAGGCCCCCUGAACCUGAGGAUUCCCCUCACUACUCGGAGGUGCAGCGUGUUCUCCGUGAGGAGGUGGUGAACCCUCUCCGUCGUCACGGGUACGUGAGGGCCGACCGCGUCAUGAAGCUGCGUACCCUGCUAGAGAGACUAUCGGAUGUGCCAGGACUCACGUGCGAGGAGAAGGAUCCUGAAGAAUUCCUCAAUGGACUGGUGGCGCAGCUGCUAAGGGCUGAGCCGUUCCUGAAAUUGUCCUCCGGCCAGGAGGCGUUUUGCUACCAGCUGUUCGUGGAGAAGGAUGAACACAUCACAUUACCCAGUGUUCAGCAGCUGUUAGAACAAUCAUUUGCCACAUCUGGAGUGAAACUAAGCGAGGUUCCCGCUGCGUUUAUAAUACAAAUGCCCAGAUUCGGCAAACAAUACAAGCUGUAUCAAAGAGUGCAGCCAUCUCCCUUGCUGGAUGUCACUGAUCUCAUCGAAGGAUUGCCUCGCCAGUGCACUGUAUGUGGCGGUCUUGCUCGCUGGGAAUGUUCUUCGUGUGCAGGGGGCGCUCUCGACGCGGGGGCCUUGUGCAACUCCUGCCUGAGGUUGGCACACGCCACCCGACCCACACAUAAGGCCGUUCCUUUAACUGUCAGUGAAGAAUAUGCGAAUAUUCUCGAGUCGUGUCCAGUGCCGAGGGUGUACAUGGAGUUGUUUGCUGUGCUCUGUAUAGAGACCAGUCACUACGUAGCCUUCGUCAAGACUGGAGUCGGUCAUGACGCGCCCUGGUGUUUCUUUGACUCAAUGGCCGACAGGAAGGGGGAGCGCAACGGUUACAACAUCCCAGAGAUCGUGUGUGUGAGUGAGCUGGGGUCGUGGCUGAGCGAGGAGGGCCGCGCGCUCGCUCGGGCUGCGCCCCUCGACCGCCACCUGCCCGCGCCGGCGAAACGACUGCUGUCAGACGCGUACAUGUGCUUCUACCGCAGCCCCGAUGUCGCUAUGUACAGAUAAAAAACUCAUCGUAGUCUAUGGAAAAUUGUCUAUGAGUGUAUUUUAUUUAUUUAUUACAUAUCUGUACGGGCCCCGUACAAUACAAAUAGAAUUUUAAUUAAUGUAUUAAAUUUUUCGUUGUACUAAAUUGUUAUGAAGCAGUUAUACCUGCAACUUAUGUAGGAAAAACUGUUUAGUAUCUGACAGUGAGCUAUUGUAUAGAAACUUAGUUAACAAAAAAGUUAGGUUGAUGUUAAAAAUGAAAACUAAUCACCUAUUUCUUAUCAGAAUGAAAUAGUCAUUAGUUUUUUCUUAGUAUUUGUUACAUUCACACUAAAAAUCUAAUAUAAGUAUAUACAAUGCUUUAUUUCUUCGCAUAUUAAUUAAUAUAUAAAUAUAUUUGUAAACAUAUUAUAUUAUCAUUCCAAUGUUAAUUGAUUUGAUUUAAAUUGAUUAUAGAAAAUAUAACUACGGCACUUAAAAUGUAAGUAUUACAUACAUUAAUGUACAGAAGCACGAAUGAAAUUGAGAAAUUUAGUUGUUAUUAAUAUUAUAUCACGUGAGAGUCAAUGCGACAGGAGCAAGCUCUCCACGUUCAGUAUUCAAAUAAAACAUGUUGAAAAUA